ACAUCUCUCUCUCUGGCUAAGCUGUAAGACUCGGCGGCGGCGGCGGCACCGAGAGAGAAAUUUUCCCUUGAUAACACAUCUCUCCAUCUGAAUCCCCAAUUCCCAUAAGAUCCGAUCUCUCAACCACAACUCAAGAAAAAUAAAAUGGGAAUCAUAUCAUCCACCGAUCCAAAAACGGAGACUUCCGAGCCCAUAUCUCAAACCAACGAAGCUCCAUCAGAGAAACUGAGAGAUUCGUCUACAUCGGAGGAACUGGGAGAUGGUUCAUCCCCGUCGGAGAAACUUGGAGAUUCAUCAUCUGUUUGGAGAGAUCCAGUAGAUUCCGAAUCGGAUCAACAAGGAGAAGGAGAAGGAGGAGGAGACGCAGAGGGUGAAGAGGAAGGAGAGUGUGGGUUUUGCUUGUUUAUGAAAGGUGGUGGCUGCAAGGACUCGUUCGUUGCUUGGGAAGAGUGUGUGGAGGAAGCUGAGAAGACCAAUGAAGAUAUUGUUACCAAGUGUAUGGAAGUCACAUCGUUGCUGAAGAAGUGUAUGGAUGAGCAUUCGGAUUACUAUCAGCCCAUCCUCGCUGCUGAGAAAGCUGCUGAAGCUGAGGUCAAGAGGGAACUCGAAGAUGAGAAGAAGAAGAAGAUGGAAGAAGAAGAGAAGAUCUCGGAAGAAGAGGUGGCUGCUAGGAAGCAAGCUCAAGGUUGAUUAGGUAAAAUUUUCAUGGUUUCUUGUUUAUGGGAAUGAAUUUCAAAUUAUUGGAAAUUUGGGAAUACAAUUAGGAACAGAGGAAUAUUUCGUUUUUUUUAGAUUCGUAACUUAUAUGAUCGAAACCAUUGAUGGUUUAAGUUUCUUUCUCUAAUGAAUCUGCCACUUUUGUAUGCGAAUAAGUUGAUUGAUUGAAGUCAUCUGAAUGAAUACUCCCUUCUUUUUAUAUGAAUCGAGAGAGAAUUUGCUCUUUAAUGGUCA
Capsella rubella is the source of this 951-nucleotide messenger RNA. RefSeq lists its product as uncharacterized. The transcript has a single exon. The coding region runs from base 145 to 690 and encodes 181 amino acids. NCBI's taxonomy places the organism in Eukaryota, Viridiplantae, Streptophyta, Magnoliopsida, Brassicales, Brassicaceae. The record is from RefSeq and is a predicted model, not a curated record.